This is a messenger RNA of Ostrinia furnacalis (Asian corn borer), 10899 nucleotides long. RefSeq lists its product as uncharacterized. Gene Ontology annotation, molecular function: cysteine-type peptidase activity; cysteine-type endopeptidase inhibitor activity. Bases 153 to 9119 code for a protein of 2988 amino acids. Lineage: Eukaryota; Metazoa; Arthropoda; Insecta; Lepidoptera; Crambidae. Gene Ontology annotation, biological process: proteolysis. The record is from RefSeq and is a predicted model, not a curated record. The transcript is spliced from 8 exons. Gene Ontology annotation, cellular component: cytoplasm; vesicle.
AACACACUGGAAGAAGAACACACGCAAAACUUUGCUGAUUCAUAAACACUUCGUUGUAAUUAAUUAGUUUAUUUACGACGUACGUAUUACAUAGUCAUUUCUCAUUCUUUCCUGCGCUGUUUACAGCGAUGAUAGUGUUGUGAUAUUUCAUCAUGCGUCAAUAUAUUUUUGUAGUUUUAUUUGUUCAAUGUUUUAUUAAUUUUUGUGUUGGAGAACUUUCUUUGGAGAAGAAAGAAAAAUAUUUGGGUGGGUUUAUAGACUACUUGAAUAGUUUGCCUGACCAAGCUUAUUCUUAUGAAGAUGGAGUAAUUAUAAACGCUGAAGAAUUGGCCGAAAAUGUGAAGAUCGAAGCGAGAAUCAAGGCGAACGAUCUGCGUAACCUCGACACCUUCAAGUACGUCAGGUGUUCUGGCACUGUGCGAGAAACCGGCGAGAAUGAGGUCAUCGUUGACGCGUACGAGUGCCACGAUGACGCUGACGCUGCUCAAACGACUGACGAGGCUGUCUCAGAGGUGACCAGCGAGACACCCCUGGAGCAUGAACCCGUGAAACUGGACAACGAAGUGCAGACGGACACCGCUGUAACCUCAGGAGAACAGUUCAUCGCGGUGCCCAGCGGUCAGGCGUCCGCGCCUUGCAUCGGGUGCGCUUCCUUCGUGAACCCCGACGCAGCUGGCGUGCCGGAGUUGGCGUCUCUCGGAGUGACGCAACUCAACGCGCACGAACCAGGUGUCACGCACGCGCUCAGCAAGGUCGUGAGCGUUGAGAGACAAGUUCAGGUGGUCAAUGGUGUUCGAUACAUUCUUACCCUUUUGAUUGACUACAAUAGCUGUUCCAUCGCCCAAACAGAAACAUGUGUAGUUACAAAACCUUGUAAGAUAUCAGUGUUAGAAAAGCCCUGGGUGAAAUUACCAGAUGGAUCCAAGUACAGGGCGGUGGUAUCUAACAACUGUACCAAUGACUGGAUCUUCAGAGAACAUGAGCGUGAUAACUCAUCUAAAAACGACAAUGACAAUGACAAUACAGGAGCAAUUGAUGAAAUGGUACAUUUCGUCCAUAAUAAAGAAGUACACUCACAACCAGGUCUCGUUAAGGAUUUAACUGAUGAGGACGUAAAAAAAAUACAAGAACAAAUUAUUCCUCAUGAUCAUUUUAUGACAUCACUGUCCAAUCCAAAUGAAAAAACAGUGACUAAUGAAGAUAGCUACACAAAAUCUUUUACCCACCAGCAAACUUCUGGUAUCAAACCAAGUAAAGAUGUUGGAGUUCUUUCAAAUGACAUAACCGAUCCAGACAACAAAUUUGUGUUACCGUCAGAUAAGCAGAAAACCAUAGAUGAUUUGAUUAAUUUUUUUGACUUUUCUAGUUAUAAUCCUAGACCCGAAGAAGAUUUAAGAACACAUCGCAUAAAAAGAAGCUACUCUAAUGAAUUAAAAAUGUUAAAUCUAGCCGAAAAAUUCAGUGAAAUGAAAAAAAGUAUUAAGAAUACUAAACAUUUGUACACUCUAGCACAAGCGAUGGUAGACUAUUUGAACGAAAUAGAUAUAGAAAUAAAGAAUCGUGUUUUGAAAAAUGUGUUGUCUGCAGAGGAAGAAUCUGAUAUAAAACAACAUUUCUACUAUUUACAAGCACUUGUAGAACUUCCAUGCAAAAAGAAAGAAUGUGACAGUAACGACAAAUUGAUUAAAAUUUGCAACGGUGUUAUAGAUAGCACUGAUGAAAGUAGUCCGCAAGUUUUAAGCGUAUUUUGUUAUGAUAAAAAAAAUAAUGAAAGUAAUUGGGGGAAAAUACACCAAGUGCCAGUCAAUGACCCAAUACUACAUAAACUAGCAAUAAGUGCAUUGAAAAAGAUUGAAACUGAAUCCCCGGACGAAAAUGCAUUGAAAUUAUUGAAAAUUAUGAACGGCAAUACUCAGAAAUUACAUGGAAUAUUAACUAAAAUAGUAGUAUUGAUAGGAUAUACAAAAUGUAAAAAAAGUGAACCAUUUUCUAAAAGAGGCAACUGUACAGUUGACCGUGAUUUGGGAUCAAAAAUAUGUGACAUUGAAAUCUUACAAAGAAAAUGGCUGAAAGAAAAUAAAAUUACGUAUGUUUGUACUGAAAGACCAGCAAGCGAAAGUUUCGUUGAUACUAAAAAAGUACAUAAAAAUGUUAAUGAUAGAAGCAUACAAGAAAUGGUACAGGAAGCUUUGCAGGUUUUAGAAGUUCAGUCAAACAAAAAUAAUAAACAAAAAGUUGUAGAAAUAAGGUCAGCAUCGACACAACUCGUAGCGGGGCUUUUGACUAAUAUAGAAUUUAUUGUAGGAUAUACAACAUGUUCCAAUGAGUUUGAAGUGGAUGACGAAAGUUGCAAGUUAAUUGAAUCUGAACCGCUUCGUUUAUGUCACGCUCAAGUUUGGCACAGACCUUGGUUAGAAGAUGGAAGACAAAUGAAUGUUACAUGUAACAACACUAACAAGAACCCUGUUGAAGAUGAUCUUCUUGACCAAGAAUUGAAUGAGUCAUUUAGAAAUAAAAGAUGUCUGAACUCGAACUUCGUUAAUGGUGGUUUUAAAAUUCCAAGUCGUCGAGAGAAAAGGCAAGUUCCAGGUGGACUUACAGAAAACGAUCCUAGUGACCCCCGUUACUUAGCGCUGGCAGAAGAAUCGCUUCAAAAGUAUGUGCAAACUUCAGGAAGCACACAGUCGCAUUCAGUUGCGAAGGUGGACAAAGUUACAACACAAGUGGUGGCUGGAACUAUGACAAGAAUUGACUUUACCGUAAAUGUUGGUGGUUCAGAUAACAUAAAGUGCCAUUCUGAGGUGUGGGAACAGUCUUGGCUCAAUAAAAAAGAAAUUAACGUGACGUGUGACGUAAAUAACCAGGCUCGAAGAGAGAAAAGGCAGAUUGCAGGUGGACGUACGGAAAAAGAUCCUAGUGACCCCCGUUACUUAGCGCUGGCAGAAGAAUCGCUUCAAAAGUAUGUGCAAACUUCAGGAAGCACACAGUCGCAUUCAGUUGCGAAGGUGGACAAAGUUACAACACAAGUGGUGGCUGGAACUAUGACAAGAAUUGACUUUACCGUAAAUGUUGGUGGUUCAGAUAACAUAAAGUGCCAUUCUGAGGUGUGGGAACAGUCUUGGCUCAAUAAAAAAGAAAUUAACGUGACGUGUGACGUAAAUAACCAGGCUCGAAGAGAGAAAAGGCAGAUUGCAGGUGGACGUACGGAAAAAGAUCCUAGUGACCCCCGUUACUUAGCGCUGGCAGAAGAAUCGCUUCAAAAGUAUGUGCAAACUUCAGGAAGCACACAGUCGCAUUCAGUUGCGAAGGUGGACAAAGUUACAACACAAGUGGUGGCUGGAACUAUGACAAGAAUUGACUUUACCGUAAAUGUUGGUGGUUCAGAUAACAUAAAGUGCCAUUCUGAGGUGUGGGAACAGUCUUGGCUCAAUAAAAAAGAAAUUAACGUGACGUGUGACGUAAAUAACCAGGCUCGAAGAGAGAAAAGGCAGAUUGCAGGUGGACGUACGGAAAAAGAUCCUAGUGACCCCCGUUACUUAGCGCUGGCAGAAGAAUCGCUUCAAAAGUAUGUGCAAACUUCAGGAAGCACACAGUCGCAUUCAGUUGCGAAGGUGGACAAAGUUACAACACAAGUGGUGGCUGGAACUAUGACAAGAAUUGACUUUACCGUAAAUGUUGGUGGUUCAGAUAACAUAAAGUGCCAUUCUGAGGUGUGGGAACAGUCUUGGCUCAAUAAAAAAGAAAUUAACGUGACGUGUGACGUAAAUAACCAGGCUCGAAGAGAGAAAAGGCAGAUUGCAGGUGGACGUACGGAAAAAGAUCCUAGUGACCCCCGUUACUUAGCGCUGGCAGAAGAAUCGCUUCAAAAGUAUGUGCAAACUUCAGGAAGCACACAGUCGCAUUCAGUUGCGAAGGUGGACAAAGUUACAACACAAGUGGUGGCUGGAACUAUGACAAGAAUUGACUUUACCGUAAAUGUUGGUGGUUCAGAUAACAUAAAGUGCCAUUCUGAGGUGUGGGAACAGUCUUGGCUCAAUAAAAAAGAAAUUAACGUGACGUGUGACGUAAAUAACCAGGCUCGAAGAGAGAAAAGGCAGAUUGCAGGUGGACGUACGGAAAAAGAUCCUAGUGACCCCCGUUACUUAGCGCUGGCAGAAGAAUCGCUUCAAAAGUAUGUGCAAACUUCAGGAAGCACACAGUCGCAUUCAGUUGCGAAGGUGGACAAAGUUACAACACAAGUGGUGGCUGGAACUAUGACAAGAAUUGACUUUACCGUAAAUGUUGGUGGUUCAGAUAACAUAAAGUGCCAUUCUGAGGUGUGGGAACAGUCUUGGCUCAAUAAAAAAGAAAUUAACGUGACGUGUGACGUAAAUAACCAGGCUCGAAGAGAGAAAAGGCAGAUUGCAGGUGGACGUACGGAAAAAGAUCCUAGUGACCCCCGUUACUUAGCGCUGGCAGAAGAAUCGCUUCAAAAGUAUGUGCAAACUUCAGGAAGCACACAGUCGCAUUCAGUUGCGAAGGUGGACAAAGUUACAACACAAGUGGUGGCUGGAACUAUGACAAGAAUUGACUUUACCGUAAAUGUUGGUGGUUCAGAUAACAUAAAGUGCCAUUCUGAGGUGUGGGAACAGUCUUGGCUCAAUAAAAAAGAAAUUAACGUGACGUGUGACGUAAAUAACCAGGCUCGAAGAGAGAAAAGGCAGAUUGCAGGUGGACGUACGGAAAAAGAUCCUAGUGACCCCCGUUACUUAGCGCUGGCAGAAGAAUCGCUUCAAAAGUAUGUGCAAACUUCAGGAAGCACACAGUCGCAUUCAGUUGCGAAGGUGGACAAAGUUACAACACAAGUGGUGGCUGGAACUAUGACAAGAAUUGACUUUACCGUAAAUGUUGGUGGUUCAGAUAACAUAAAGUGCCAUUCUGAGGUGUGGGAACAGUCUUGGCUCAAUAAAAAAGAAAUUAACGUGACGUGUGACGUAAAUAACCAGGCUCGAAGAGAGAAAAGGCAGAUUGCAGGUGGACGUACGGAAAAAGAUCCUAGUGACCCCCGUUACUUAGCGCUGGCAGAAGAAUCGCUUCAAAAGUAUGUGCAAACUUCAGGAAGCACACAGUCGCAUUCAGUUGCGAAGGUGGACAAAGUUACAACACAAGUGGUGGCUGGAACUAUGACAAGAAUUGACUUUACCGUAAAUGUUGGUGGUUCAGAUAACAUAAAGUGCCAUUCUGAGGUGUGGGAACAGUCUUGGCUCAAUAAAAAAGAAAUUAACGUGACGUGUGACGUAAAUAACCAGGCUCGAAGAGAGAAAAGGCAGAUUGCAGGUGGACGUACGGAAAAAGAUCCUAGUGACCCCCGUUACUUAGCGCUGGCAGAAGAAUCGCUUCAAAAGUAUGUGCAAACUUCAGGAAGCACACAGUCGCAUUCAGUUGCGAAGGUGGACAAAGUUACAACACAAGUGGUGGCUGGAACUAUGACAAGAAUUGACUUUACCGUAAAUGCUGGUGGUUCAGAUAACAUAAAGUGCCAUUCUGAGGUGUGGGAACAGUCUUGGCUCAAUAAAAAAGAAAUUAACGUGACAUGUCAAACAGAGAACCAAAAUCGACGAAAAAAAAGGCAAAGCGACGACGAUGAUAGAAUAUCUGGUGGUCCUAUUGAUCAAGAUCAUAGUCUUCCCGAAUACACUGUUCUAGCAGAGCAAUGUUUACGGGUAUAUUUAGGAAAUAUGAACAUUACCCAGCAUCACAAAGUUGUCGAAGUAAAAGAAGUGACCACACAACCCGUUGCUGGAAUUAUGACCAGGUUAGUCUUUGUGGUUUCACCAACUAAUUGUCUUAUCAACAGUGAAGGUUUUCCGACUUCGGAUUCAUGUAAGAUUAUAGAUAAAACAGAUGUUAAACGUUGUUUUGCGAAAGUUUGGGAUAAGCCAUGGAAAAAACUACGAACUAUUUCUGUAGAUUGUAAAUUUUCAAGAAGAAAAAGAGAAAUUUUGUCUCGCAAAUAUAAAAGUCAAGGAUUGGGGUCUGAAGUUGAACAGGAUGCAAGCAAAUCGGAAUACAGAGAUCUUGCAGAGGAAUCUUUACGAAAAUAUCAAAGUCUACAAAAAUCUGAAGCUGUCCAUAAGGUUAUAGAAGUAAAACGAGUAGUUUCUAAAUUAGUUUCUGGCACAAUUUACAAGAUUGACUAUACUGCAAAAUCGGAGUGUUCAAAAAAUGCCUUAAAUGCAUCUUUUUGUACUAUAUCACUUGAUGACGACAUACUUUAUUGCCAUGCUAAAAUUUGGAACCGUCCUUGGUUAAAACGAAAAGACAUAACAGUUGAUUGUAAUAGCGACUCAAAUAACGAUGAAGAUUCAAGUAACGAAAAAGGAGUUGGAAAGCCCAGUUCAAAACAUGGGCUUUUAGGAGGAAUAGUACAACAAGAUGUAACUGCAGAAAGAUUUAAAACCAUCGCCAGCGCAGCCACACGGAAAUUCGAAAGAUCGGGAAAGACUCAAUAUAUUCAUAAAGUCGUAAAAAUUGAUGAAGCCACUGAACAAAUUAAAGAUGGAACUUAUGUUGUAAUAAAGUUUACAAUAUCUCCUACAACUUGUUUGGUUGCAGAAACAAAUAUUAAAAUUGAUAAAUGUCCUACCCAAGACCCAAUAUCAACGCUGCGGUGUAUAGCUCGUGUAACAAAGCGCGUUAAUUUUGAUUUAGAUGAUGAUGACAAUACGCAUGUGACUUGCAAACAGAUAAAAGCUAAAGAAAGUAAAGGCCGUCAAAAGCGUUUCAUUGACGUAAGGGAAAAACGACAAAAUAAAAUUUAUGAUGACGAGAUAGACGAAGAAACUAAAUAUUACUAUGCAGACAAGGCGAUACAGUAUUUAAAUGACCAUUCAAACACCCAUAAUAUGCAGAAAUUAUUAACAAUCCACUCUGUACAAAACAGUAUGCAUAUGAGAGUUCCAAUGGUGCGAAUGUUCCUAGAAACAGCUUAUACUUAUUGCUUACGGGAUGAGGACGAAAAAGAUCUACAUCAAUGUGACGAAUUAGAUGGCAUGGGCCACCGGCUGUGCCUUGCAAAAUUGUUUCCCGCUGCCGAGGACGAGUUGAUCAUUCAUGAUGUUCAUGUCGUGUGCGAAGAUGACCCAGAUUUCUUACGAGUUACUGGUUUAGCUAUUGCAGAUCUUGUUACUAUAUCUCUGAUGAAAUUGGAAAAAUCUCCAAAUAUCAAAUAUAAACUUGUUCACCAAGGAGAGCCUAACGUAGUUCCGAGUCUGAAUCUUAAAAUACCAGUCAAACUGAAUUUUAUAGUAGCUUCUACGAAUUGUUCUAAGGAAGUAGACCCUAAGAGAGACAAUGUUGCUUGUUUCCUAGACACUACUAGACCUGCAAAAUCUUGUAUGUCUUACAUAUGGUUAGUACCUAACAGCAGAAAAAUAUCGCGUCUCGAAGUUACUUGUGAUCAGACCAGUCGUACAAAGAGAUCACUUGCCAAUAACACGUUAUCCCUGGAUACUAAUGGAGCCCAUAUAAAACAGUUAGUGCAAGAAUCUUUAGAAAAACUAGAAAUGUCUUCCCUUCAUAGGUACAAACAACGCGUAUUACAAAUCAACAGUUAUACUACUAAGAUAACCACAGGAAAAGUGACCACAAUUGAUUUCGAUGUCGGGUACACAAACUGUCUGAAAUAUGAAUGGAUCGACAACAUAACUAGCUGUGCCUUUUUGGAACAUUUGCCACGACGACACUGUGUGUCGCUAGUUUGGGAGAGGUUGUGGAUACAAAACGGUAGAAACAUCGAAGUGAAUUGUGAAGAUGACGAGACCCCGUUAGAGUCUCGUAUAGAGUUUGAGAGCGCGGAGACUGCAAUGCAGCUUGCCAAGCAAUCUUUAAAGCACAUCGAGGCGAAGUAUCCGCACCCAAAAAAACAGCAGGUUGUAAGAAUUUUCUCUCUGGAAAAACAAGCUGUUGCCGGCAUACACUAUAGAAUGAAACUCGAAGUUGGGUUCACGAACUGUUCAGCGCUUUCUUUUGAACGGGAUUGCGCGGUUACAAGCGAUGGUAAUAUUAACCGUUAUUGCCGCGUGAACGUUUGGCUGCGGCCCUGGACUGAUCACCCGCCGAUUUACCGGGUCACUUGCGAUUACCAGGAUAGCACAUCGACGGAGUUGUACCACCACAUACAAGCCGAGCAAUUGUUUUCUAGCUUCUUGACGACUUACAAGCCCGACUACGUGAAUGACCACGUGGAGAUGGCGAAGAGGUUUGACAUAUUUAAGGAUAAUAUUAAGAAGAUACACGAGCUGAACAUUUACGAGCUUGGUACGGCUACGUAUGCGGUGACUCGGUUCGCAGAUUUGACUCAAGAAGAGUUUCGUAGCAAGUACCUGGGUUUGAAGCCAAGUUUGCGGGACGCGAACCAGGUGCCGAUGCGGCAGGCCAAGAUCCCGAAGGUGCAUAUCCCGGAGGCGUUCGACUGGCGGACCUUCGGCGCCGUCACGCCGGUGAAGGAUCAAGGCGCCUGUGGCAGUUGUUGGGCGUNCUGGGCGUUCAGCGUUACAGGUAACAUUGAAGGCCAGUGGAAGAUACAAACUGGAGAGCUGGUCUCUCUGUCUGAGCAGGAGCUGGUGGACUGCGACAAGCUGGACCACGGCUGCAAUGGAGGCCUGCCCGAUAACGCGUACAGAGCCAUCGAACAGCUAGGUGGAUUGGAAACGGAGUCCGACUACCCUUACGAAGGCGAAGACGACAAGUGCUCGUACAACAAGACGCUUUCGCGCGUGUACAUAAACGGGGCCGUCAAUAUCUCCUCCAACGAGACCGAGAUGGCGCAGUGGCUUAUACACAACGGACCCAUAUCCAUUGGCAUCAACGCGAACGCCAUGCAGUUCUACCGGGCCGGCAUUUCUCAUCCUUGGAAACUACUCUGCAACCCCAAUAACAUAGACCAUGGGGUGCUCAUAGUGGGCUACGGCAUUAAAGAUUACCCCCUCUUCCACAAGCGGCUGCCAUAUUGGAUCGUGAAGAAUUCUUGGGGCUCGGGAUGGGGAGAAGAAGGAUACUACCGCGUGUACCGCGGCGACGGCACCUGCGGGGUUAACACGAUGGCCAGCAGCGCGGUGGUUAAGCCGCGAGAGGGUUAACACUGCGCGUGAAAUGUUGCCACCGUAUUUUGAACCGUAUUGUAAUAACUUGUAAGUUCAAAAUCAAUGUUCUUUUUCUCAUUACGUUAUUUUACUCACGAGUUAAUAGAUCUGAAAUUAAUAUGACGUAUUAGCAAUACAAUCAAUAAAAUACUGAUAAUAAUCCUGUAUUGUAUUAUUAUUCUGUACAAAAUGAUGACUUCGGACUUAAAUACAAAAUAAAGUAUCUUUAAUUCUUUGGUAAUGAAAAUAAAAAUGGCAAAACUUCAAAUAUUCCGAAUCACGCUCAUGACGUAUAUUCGUGCAUUUUUCCUACGUCAUUUGUUAUGAUAGCUGCACGAGUUAUUUACUUUGUGUGAUUAUUAAAAAUAGUGUACGGACUACAAUACACUUUGUUGCAAAUUCGAAAUUAUUACAACUACAAAAGAACUAUCAGCGUUUAGCUGUUGUGUGUACACAAGGUCAUGCCCAUAUUAUGUUUGACGUAAGAACAUGUAUAAGUAUAGGCGCCCCAAUGUUCGAUUCCUACUCAUAACAGUUGACCAUUGACAUGAAGUAAAUAGUUUAUGUUAACUCAAAUAGUGCCUUUUUGAGAUUUUUUAUAAAAUUCCAUUAGACAUUUAAUAUGAAAUUAAAUUGCGAUGAUAUAAAACUUAUUGAUAGGACUUUUAUGAUAUAUUAUUGUUAGUACAUUUUGGAUAAGAUUUUAGUACUUAAGUAAGACUAACAACGAUUUUAACGGCAAUAAAGUUCUUAUGUUAAUACUUAUGAGAAUCUUUAAUACUUUCUAGGCGUUUCUCCGCAAAGCACGGUAACUUCUCACAGAAGUUGUUAAACAAAGUCAUGUAACUAGAUUUUUGUGAUAUCAUCAUCAGUCUACCUCAGUCCAAAGCGGGAAUACGUCUCGUCCUUAAGGUCCGGAUUCCACCAAGGCGGAGCGGAGAAGUAUUUUGAAUAAGCGCUCCUGCACACGACGCCGCCGCCGCGCCGUCGCCGCGCCGCUACACUGUUCAUACGCGCCGCGCUGCCACCGCGCCGCCACCGUGCCAUAAAAGCAUAAUUUCGCCAGUGGCGCAGCUCGGUGCGUAUGAACAGUGUAGCACUAACACUUCUGUUCUCCGCUCCGCAUAGGCUGCGCCGCCGCGGCUGUCAAAUUCUAUAGAAAAAUUUUACGGCCCGACACUUCUCCGCUCGCUCUUCUCCGCUCCGUCUUGGUGGAAAUCGAGCCGAUCCUCAGCUAUUUUCUUCCUGUCUACCACCACUAACUUACGUUUAAUUUUUUAUAGCUCCAACUUGAUGGGUUAGAUUUAACAAUGCUCAAUCUUAACUCAUAUAUUCGAAUUUAUGAAAAUUAUAUUAUUUACUUACUCUUAUUAGAAGCUUCUGACGUAACACUAGCCUAGAUUCAGCGUACUUUGCCAUACGAUAUAACGGCGCGUGCCCUACCUUUAUUAGAAACAGCAAACUACACUAGGACCAUUUUGUACCAGGUCCUUAACUUUAAUUUUAUUUCUAAUACUCUUACUUCUAAUAAUUAAUAUUUGUAUGAGAUGGAACUCUGAAAUGUAUUUUUUCAUACCCUUUUAUAUUGUUUCUCAUAGAUUUUAAUCAAAUAACUCCACUAGUCUCAUGUGUACCUUAAUCAUUUACACUAAGUUCAUUCUGUGAUUUGGAUUUUUUCGUAUGAAAACUGCUCAUAAUAGCAUUUUAGACGUUAAGUGAACCAUUUUUGUAAUCCAUUGAUAUUGAUCAUCAUGUAAAUAAAUUACUAAAAAGCAUA